GAUCACAGCAGAUGCUUCGUGUAACAGUGUGAAUUGUACACUGCUGGCAAAACCGUGAUCCGAAAUGGCCCUUAAGUUCACUCUGUUUCUAGUGGCAGCUGUCAGCGCUGCUAGUUUGCAGGACUAUCAUCAACAGGUAUUGCAGCAGCAUCCAAGUAACCAACAGCAACAGCAGCAGCAGCAGCAGCAACAGCCAAAUCACCAGCAGCGAUUGCAUGGUCUAGAUUUAGAAAACCGACACCUUUCAACCGAUAACCUGUAUGAGACCGAUGUGCAGAACCGAAAGGAAGAUCAGGUAGGGUACGACUUUUCGUACUCUGUCCACGACCCAGUGACAGGCGAUCAAAAGAGUCAGGAAGAGUCCCGAAGAAAUGGACAUGUGCGCGGCCAAUACUCCUGGGUGGAUGCUGAUGGUAUUCGACAAAUUGUCGACUACCGCGCAGAUGAUCGUACGGGAUUCAACGCACAGCAGCGCACGGAACCUGCCAACCGGCCCCGUCUUAACCGAAUCUUGAAGCUGGUACCUGCACAAGCAGUAACCCCCCUCUACACAAUUGACACGAUCAUUGCCCCAGCCUACACUUCAGUAUCGCGCGUAGAUCAAAUACGUAGAAACGGCCAGGAUUCUGGUGUCGGUCGUGACGAACAACAUGGGGAUCAGCAGGAGGUUCGAGACACUCAGAGAGAUGAACAAAAUGCUAACCGUGACAACAGAAGGAAGGAGCGACGUGACGAGCGGCUAGAUAAUGCUAGUGGCAUCGAGGAUCGUCGUGAGGAACGUCACGGGAAUCAUCGUGAUGAUCGUCGUGAGGACCGCCGCGAGGAACGCCGUGACGAACGUCGCGAUGAUCGUGUUGAUGACCGUCGGGAGAGCCACCGUGAGGAUCAUCGCGAGGACGAUCGCCGCCCAGACCACCACGAGGAACACCGUGGCGAUCACGCGGAUGAGCGUCGAACUGACCAGCGCCAAGAAACCGGUGAUGAUCGUCGCCUCGCAGGACUUGGAUCGGGCAUUCAAUCAGAAGUUCACUUCCAAGCUCCCUCGGUGGCCUAUCAGUACCGCAACUAACUCACACAGCUAAACCAUCGAUACUAUGAUAAAGGAUCUUCAGCACGUUGCCAUACCGAUGUGCUAUUACCAGGCUCAAACCCAUUUGGCAACAGUGGUUCUGUAGCAUAAAUAAAGCAAACUGACAUCGAGAAGAAAUAUGA
This is a messenger RNA of Anopheles aquasalis, 1212 nucleotides long. RefSeq lists its product as uncharacterized. The record is from RefSeq and is a predicted model, not a curated record. NCBI's taxonomy places the organism in Eukaryota, Metazoa, Arthropoda, Insecta, Diptera, Culicidae. Gene Ontology annotation, cellular component: extracellular matrix.